This is a messenger RNA of Rattus norvegicus (Norway rat), 4175 nucleotides long. It is a transcript of the gene Rfx5, whose product is annotated as regulatory factor X5. The transcript is spliced from 11 exons. Lineage: Eukaryota; Metazoa; Chordata; Mammalia; Rodentia; Muridae. Gene Ontology annotation, molecular function: DNA binding; DNA-binding transcription factor activity. The record is from RefSeq and is marked validated. Bases 128 to 2173 code for a protein of 681 amino acids. Gene Ontology annotation, cellular component: nucleus. Gene Ontology annotation, biological process: DNA-templated transcription; regulation of DNA-templated transcription.
CUGGAUCUGCGGUAGCCACGGGGUAGUUUCUCUUUCUCUCUUACCUAUCUAAUGUCCGUGCUGGAAGGCGACGGUUCCGAGUUUUCUAGAUUUGGGAGACUUCAAAAGCGGUAGUCCUCAUGCUGGGAUGGCAGAAGAUAACCCUGAUGCUAAGAGCCCCAAGACUGGGGCAAGGCCCCAAGGUGGUGCUGAGGCUGGGGAACCUACCACCCUUCUCCAGAGGCUCCGAGGUACCAUUUCCAAGGCCGUGCAGAACAAAGUAGAGGGGAUUCUGCAAGAAGUACAGAAGUUCUCAGACAACGACAAGCUGUACCUCUACCUGCAGCUUCCUUCAGGGCCCAGCACUGGAGAUAAGAGCUCGGAGCCGAGUAUACUGAGCAAUGAGGAGUACAUGUACGCCUACAGGUGGAUCCGCAACCACCUGGAAGAGCACAUGGACACCUGUCUGCCAAAGCAGAGCGUCUAUGAUGCCUAUCGAAAGUACUGCGAGAGCCUUGCCUGUUGCCGCCCACUCAGCACAGCGAACUUUGGUAAAAUCAUCAGAGAGAUCUUCCCUGACAUCAAGGCCCGGAGACUUGGUGGUCGGGGCCAGUCCAAAUAUUGCUACAGUGGCAUACGAAGGAAGACCUUGGUAUCUAUGCCGCCAUUGCCUGGGCUUGACUUGAAGGGAUCUGAGAGUCCAGAAAUGGGCCCAGAGGUGAGCCCAGCGCCGAGGGAUGAGCUGGUGGAAGCGGCCUGCGCCCUGACUUGUGACUGGGCGGAGCGGAUCUUGAAGCGGUCCUUCAGUUCCAUCGUUCAGGUGGCCCGGUACCUCCUGCAGCAGCACCUCAUCUCAGCCCGGUCGGCACAUGCUCACGUUCUCAAGGCAGGGGGGCUUGCCGAAGAGGAAGAAAGAGGCCCUCGAGAACGGUCAUCAUGUAAGUCCAAGAAUGGUGUAGAGAACCUGGAAGGUGGAGGACCUAAGAAACCAGAGAGACCAGCGCAGCCUCCUAAAGAGCUAGAAGCCCGAGCUGGGACUGACUCUCCAGGGCGUUCAGAACGGAAGAAGAGUGUAAUUGACAGCUCAGUUCCAGCAGCCAGUAAGCCACAAGUUAAUGCCCUUGUGGCUCGACUGCCUGUGCUCCUUCCAAGAGCACCACGAUCACUUAUCACACCCAUUUCAGGCACUCUGAAAGUAGCCACGCUGCCUCUGCCGACCAGGGUAGGAGGACCCCAGGCUGCUGUACCCAUCAUUAACAUGAUCUUACCACCUGUUCCUACUCUGUCAGGGCCUGGGCCUGGGCCUGGCCUUGGGCCUAGGUUUGGGCCAGGGCCUGGGUCAGGGUCAGGGCCUGGGCUUGGGGCUGGGCCUGGGCCUGGACCAGGACCUGGGCUUGGAGCGGGGCCUGGGCUUGGGCCUGGGCUUGGGGCUGGGGUCGGGCCAGGGCCUGGGCUUGGAGCUGGGCCUGGGCAAAGGCCUGGGCUUAGGGCUGGGGUCGGGCCUGGGCCUGGGCUUGGGGCUGGGCUAGGGCUUGGGCCUGGGCGAGUUCCACCUAGAGCACCCAUUCUGCCUCGAGGUACAGAGAGCAGGGAGGUAGGCAUAAGUGGUGACCCAAGACCGCAUGACAAGGGUGUUAAAAGGACAGCUGAAGUGCCUCUGAGUGAAGCCAGUGGGCAGGACCCACCAGUUAAAGAAAUGAAGCACGAAACAGAGGAUACAGUAAGUGAAGCGAAAAGGAAGCGGGGACGCCCUCGAAAAAAAACAGGGGGGAGUGGGGAGAGAAACGCCACUCCUGAGAAGUCUGCGGCUGCUGUGAACUCCCCCCGAUCCCCAAGGUUACUCUGGGAAACAUGGGGCUCAAAACGAGAAAACAACUUAGUUGGGAGACCAGAAAGACCAGGGGCAGUGGGUGAAGCUCAGCGGGAAACAGUGCUUGCUCAAGGUCAGGAAGAUGGUGCUGUUUCCAAAGGAGAAAAGAGCUUGAGUUCCCAGGAAGCCAAAGAAGCAGAAGAUAAAAUUCCUCCUGUCACCUCAAAAGUGAGUGUUAUCAAGGGCAGAAUUCAAAAGGAGGCUCUUCAGUUGGUAAAGGGAGAGGCUGAUGCUGCAACACAGGGCAACAAAGGGUUAAAGGGCCGUGUACUUCAAAGUUCCCUAACCCAUGAGCAUAAAGACCCCAAAGCAACACCCCCAUGAUAGACAGGUCUGUCAGGGAAGCGUGGCCAUGUUCAUGUGAGCUCUGCCUGCCUGCCUGGUAGAGGCCCUUCACUGCGCCCGCCUCUCACCCAGCUAGUCUUUCCCCAGGGAGCCCACUGGCCUGGCUUGCAUCGUGCCUCGUGGCUGCUUCAGGCCUUUCUAGCUCUGUACUGUGGCUUUAAUACAAACAGUAAAUCUGUAAUGACUUCCCACCUAUAUCCCUAUGCUCUCCUGGGGGGAUGGGGUAAGUAUGAAUGUAGCUUAGGGAUAUUCUGGCUUCUAAUCAUAGGGAACUUAAAACUCACUAAAGAUAAAAGCAGUUUAUCAGCUGAUGACGUUGCAGAGUCCAGAGGCAGUCCUGGCUCCAGGUGAGGCUUGAUCUGAUUGCAUACUCUGUUCUUCUGCUUCACAUAAUGUAAAAUCACCCUUAGUUUGGACCACUUCACAGCUGCCAACACUCCUAGGCUUCCGUUUGACCAUUGUAUCUAAGCAGAAAGAAAGGGUAUCAUUGUGCCAGAAAUCCUAGCAAAAGCCCAAAGAUUUACCAUGUUUAACCAGCCUAGGUCAGGUCCACUCUUGACCGACUAGUGUGGCCAGGAAGAUGUUUAUGCAGUGUGUCUCUAGACAUGGACCACCUUUAGGAAAAGGGUGCAGUCAGCCUUCUCACAAUCCCAGGUUCCCCAGAUGGAGACUUGGGUGGAGGACGGAGGAGGUGCUGGGGAGCAGCGACCAACUACUCGGUGUGCGUUAGCUUGCUGAGCUGGGGUGAGCUGGACUUCUGCCUUUCCCCUGAACCUUGCCUCUCCCUCAGUACAGCUGUAACUUCUUAUCUCACUGUGGUCUGGGAAGGACAGAGAAGGAAGCCAUUCUCUUUAGUCUCUUAAUUCUUACAGGACCUCUGUCUCCUAGAACAAGCUCCUUUUAGGGUCUGAAUCUUAUUUUCUCUGAAGCCCUGUUUCCUACCUCCCAAUCUAGUGCCACCUUCUCAGAGGACAUGAUCACCCCACCCUACCCCGUCAUUUCCUUACAUUCAUUCUACAUCCAUCAGAUGUCAUGCUCUUGUCAUACGUGUGUCAGGACCUAGCCAGGACUGUGGGUUAGGCUGGACUAGCAGAGGAGGUGACGCUGAUGCUGCAAGUCAGGGAGCACCAACAGGAAGGAUGCAGAUGCCCCAGAAGUAUCCUUGGGAACAGCAGAAACCAGCCUAUGUCAUUCGAGGACCUACCCUGUCCUCCCCACAGGAUGGAUAGCUUCGUGUCAGGGAGUCUUGGUUUUAGUCCCAAGAAAUAGAUUUUCUUUCAGGGAGAUAUCACCCAUUUGUCCAUUUAUUUCCAUGAGAGCAGAUUUUUUAAAAAAUAUUUGAUAUCUAUAAAGAAGUAUGUACUAUAAAUUAUGAAAUGCAAUGCGUACCUAUGACCCAUCAUCCAAUUUAUACAUUAAAAAUACUAUUAGAUUUUUGUCCCCUUGCCCAGCCUCUUCCUAGAGGUAGCCACUGUCUUUAAUUUUAUGCUCAUUAAUCACUUGUUUAUAUAUAUUGGCCAUGUGUGUAUAUAUUCUUUAAGAAUGUAUUAUUUUGUAUUGCUUGUACUUUUAGCUUUACAAAAAUGUUGUACUCUGUUCCUUGAGGUUUGCUUUUUUGCACUUAACCAUUGUUUGUAAGACUCCUCUACGUUGUGAUUGCUAUAACUUGUUCAUUUCCAUCUGUAUAAUACUCCACCAAGCAGACAAAACAACUUAGGUAGCCACUCACCUGCUGAAUAACAUUUGGGCUGUUUGCAGGUUUCUGUUCUUAUACACAAUGCUGCUAUGAACAUUCUUGUAUAUGAGUGCCUUUGUUUUUAGUAAGAUUUCUAAAGAGGUUUCUAAGAUGGUCCUGAAUGGUCCUUUUGGUCUGCGUACCUCUGAGCGGGGGACUGUUGCCUCUUGUCUUACUUUAUGGAAGAGUUUACAUCACAUAGAAAUGAACUGUUCUUGAAUGUUUGAUAAAAACUCACCUAUAAAG